ACCACUGUGUAAAAUUAAUUAGAAGAGCGCAAACACUCCCCUGUCAUCAUAUGAACCUGCACAGGCCUACAGAAAUACUCCCUUUUCAGAACCACAGAAGUCCACAGGAGCAGACCAGACACCAGAUGAACCAUCACAACAGAUGCUCCUCUCACUGAUCUCUGGAUGCUUCUCAUGAGAGAGGCCAAUAAUGGAGAAAAGAGCAGAAACAUCUCAGCAUUCUUCCAGAUCUGGACGGGUUAAGAGAGAGCCAUCACCUUCUGCUAAAGAGAGGAAAACCAGAGCACCCAAAUCCGUGAAGCUCCAAGAGCCCCACAAAAGAAAAGAAAAACCAGAUGUGACAGUAGAAGAAGAAAGAGGUGAAGCUAAAGAGGCUCAAAUAAUCUCUAGCAGCACUGUUGUAAAUGUAGACAGUGUGAGGGAACAAAUAAAAGAAGAUCGAGAGGAGUUGCUGGGAUUACUGGAGACCGAAGGACCUGGAGAAGCCUUGAAGAAGAGAUACCUUGGAGUUUGUGAGCUACUUCUGAUCAUUUUGGUCCUGUCUGUGGUGAUCUUCUUCUUGCCUUUUUCCAUAUGGUUCUGUGUGAAGAUUGUGAGAGAACAUGAGAGAGCCGUUAUAUUUCGGUUGGGGCAUUUAUUGCAGAAGAGACCAAGGGGCCCUGGACUGAUGUUUUAUUUCCCAUUUUUGGAUGUAUGCCAUAUCGUGGACAUUCGUCUGAACAUACUGAAGAUCCCUCCUCACACGGUGGUGACCAAAGAUCUGGUGUGCACUGAAGUGAGCGCGGUGUGUUACUAUCGUAUCGAGAACAUCUCUGUGUGUUACUCCUCCCUUGCCAGUGUCCCAGAUGUGCUGCAGUCUCUGACCCAGGUGUCUGUUAGAGAGAUACUAGCCCACCAUACCUUCACUGACAUUUUGCGGAACCGGAAACGAAUGGCCCGGGAGGUUCAGGUCAGUUUAGAUUCGGUAACCUGCAGGUGGGGAAUCAAGGUGGAAAGAGCGGAGAUAGAAGAAAUCAGUCUUCCACCUGAGCUGCAACGCAACUUUGCUGUGGAGGCCGAAGCGAGACGUCAGGCACAAGUCAAAGUGAUCGCUGCAGAGGGAGAAAAGGCGGCUUGUGAGGCUUUGAAGGCCUCUGUAGAGUCUCUCUCUGGUUCUCCAAUGGUUGUGCACCUCCGUCUCCUGCAGCUCCUCAACAAUUUGCGCUCUGAGCAGCCUGCUGUGGUCCUCAACAUACCUCCUGAUGUCCUGACUCAACCCAUCGACCUCAGCAGUUUGACCAGACCUGCCAAUCAAAGCCUGACCACAGACAAUGGCUCAGAUGAUGCUAACAAAGAUUUGCCCGUGAUGUAAACACAACAUGACUGUCAGUGUUCACUUAGGAUGUUUUUACAUAAACAUGCACGAUAUAUCAGUACUAUAUUGGUUAUUGGAUUAUGGUAUGGAUCAAUAUUUAAUUGUGCCUGCUUAUUUCCUCUAUUUUUACAUGUAGUUGCCUUUGCUCCAUCUAACUCUUUAACUUAAUCUUUAAAAACACUAAUAAUUUACACUAUUAAAUGUAAUCUUUAGCAAAUUUUAUGAUAUGUGCAAUUCAAGUACACUUCAAAUAGAGAUGUGUCUGUUGAAUAGCGUGAGCUCCAGUAUGGCGUUUAUUCCCAUUUAGCAUUUCUUGGUGCCUCAGGUUUCUGACUUCUUGUUUUAGCUUCAAAAGGGGUGCUGGGGGCCUUAAAUGAGGGUGUUACAUUCUUACUGCUCGCUGUAAAAAGGUUAAAUAUAGUCAGAGGUCAGAGAACAGGUCAGUUCAUAACAUAUACUGUAUUCAAGUCGAUCAAGUCGAAUUGACCAACAGAAAGCUACUUGGUUUGAGACAGACUUGUAUGAGUGGUGCUUCAUAAAUCACUGCAUGUACACUUGGUCUCCACACUAGGUCGAGCCUGUAGCUGCCUCUCCAGAUUUUGUUUCUUGUUUCAAACUAGCUGUAUGGCUAGCAAGCUAACAGCUUAUAUGUGUUAGUUACAUAUUCAUCAGAAAUUUGGAAAAAAUAAGGCCAAGUGGUGUCUUUCAAGGGUUCCUCUUCAUCUUCUUUGUUAGGUUCCUCUGGUUGUUGCUCAAGCUAAGAAGAAAUCCAAUAAAGUAACUCACAUUCUGUAUUAGCAUAACUGUAUUCAACCAGAAGACCCAUGCUAAUGUCACUCACAGACUGUGGCAGUUUUUCCAGACAGCU
This is a messenger RNA of Carassius gibelio (silver crucian carp), 2222 nucleotides long. RefSeq names its product podocin-like. The coding region runs from base 191 to 1351 and encodes 386 amino acids. The record is from RefSeq and is a predicted model, not a curated record. NCBI's taxonomy places the organism in Eukaryota, Metazoa, Chordata, Actinopteri, Cypriniformes, Cyprinidae. The transcript has 8 exons. Gene Ontology annotation, cellular component: plasma membrane.